Ipomoea triloba (trilobed morning glory) is the source of this 821-nucleotide messenger RNA. Its product is annotated as auxin-responsive protein SAUR19-like. The coding region runs from base 63 to 509 and encodes 148 amino acids. The record is from RefSeq and is a predicted model, not a curated record. Gene Ontology annotation, biological process: response to auxin. The transcript has a single exon. NCBI's taxonomy places the organism in Eukaryota, Viridiplantae, Streptophyta, Magnoliopsida, Solanales, Convolvulaceae.
CUCUCUCUCUCUCUCUCUCUCUCACUUUUAGAAAUUUGUAAAAGCAGAUUCCGCUGGGGUCAAUGGCGAUCAACCGGAGCAACAUGAUAGCCCGAAUCGUACGGCUGAAACAAGUGGUGAAGCGGUGGAGAAACAAGGCCGCCGUGAAGGGAUCCGAGGAGUCCGGCGCCCGGAACCGCCGCAUCCGGUCCGGUUCACUGGCGGUCUACGUGGGGCACGAGCGGCGCCGGUUCGUGAUCCCGACCCGGUUCCUCAACCUCCCCGCCUUCAUCUCGCUGCUUGAGAAGGCGGAGGAGGAGUUCGGGUUCCAGAGCGCCGGCGGGCUGGUUUUGCCGUGUGAACCGGGUUUUUUUCAAGGAAUGCUGAGGCUGCUCCAGAGAGACGAGGACCGGUUCGGGUGUAUGGGUUUGGAUGAGAUCUUGAAGAUGAUAUCUGAACCGUUGGAUCAUUCCUGUAGAGAGGCGGCUUCCCUUGUCAUUUCUCCCCUGCUACAGAAGACCCGUGUUUGACCUUCUCUUAUCUCUAACAGUUAGCAAUGCCCGGUUCAUGUUUAGCCGGCCGGCCGGUUUAGCGCCUAGGGUAAUUUUUACCAUCCUUUGAACACAGUCUUCAAAUCAAUGUAUUCUGCUGGGUUCUAUAGAGAUGUGGUUAAUUUUUAUCUUCUUUUUUUUUUUUUUUUACAGUGGUGCUUAUUUUUAGGUAUUCUAACCCACUGUAAAAAGGUUAAUCCCUUUCUUUUUUAUUGGAUGAAAAUUGAAAUUGACUCCUUUUGGUAUUGUAACAAAGUUUGAUGAUGAUGAUGAUGUUGAUUUCUGGUUUAA